AUAGCGGCGACGGUUUAAAUUGACUAGCAGUUUGGACAACAUUGUAUAUAAACACUGUAUAUAAACGUCGCGUUUAGAACUAUAUACAUACCACUAGUUGUAUAUGCAGUCUAUUUUUAAUACGUAGGUAAAGAGCUUUUGAGUCGUUUAUUGAAGACACUCUUCAAUACAAAGGCUACUACGUUAGCGCUUCCGUAGUUAGCGGCUAAUUCGCUCAUUGUCGCUGUAAUGAGUGCAUAAUGUUUUAAAAGUGGCACCAUGAUGUCUGUUAGACCACCAACUAACAGUGGGGAAUGGGUUGUUCUACGCUCACCCAUUCGUGAGGGUGGCUUUUUAUCCGCUGGGGCGUCCCAAACUAAGCUGUUGUUCAAUGAAGCUGUUCCCACAUGCUUCAGCAACCGCGCCACAGUGGUUGGUCCACCGUGCCCCAUUGUGAUCGAGAAGCUGCUUCCCCUCUCAGGGGAGCUGCAGAAGGCGGACAGCAUCGGGAGCUUGCUCAGCUUCAGCAGUCUGUCUGAGGAGAAGCUACAAGCGGCUGUAAAUCUGGCCAAGAGAGACCUGAGACGACAACGAUUCAAUGCCAUGUACACAUCUCCUGUAAACAUUACUGAAGACGCUUCUACAUUGAACAAAAGUGACGUGGCGUUGCACCAGGAGAUUAAAACAAGACAUCCAGUCCACACGACCCAGAAGCGCCCCGUUGUUUUGCUACCCACAACAAGACAUCCAGUCUCCAGGCCAAUGGGAGGCACAAACCAACAUGUUGUCUUACGAAAGGAGAUCCGCAUGCUUCAAAAGGAGCUGGAAAAUCUAAAAAAGACUAGAGAAUCCAGGUUAAGUGGUGUCUGCACUCCAAAGCAAAGUGCAGAGGACACCAAUAGGCCUCACAUAGCCUGUAAGUUGACCUCGACACAACAUUCUGGUCUGAGGCCAACUGAGGCUGUGGGCCAGCGUCGUCUCUUAAACCAAGAGAUGCACACGCUUGACAAAGAGCUGGAAGCCAUGAUCCAGUUAGUGGGAAAACUGUCUGAGAGAGGGAAAGCAAAGGAGCAGUUGGAACCCGACGAACAAAAAAAGUUUGAGGUCCGCUGUCAGAAGCAAGCAGUGCGCUCAGCACGUAGCAUCUACACUCUUCAACAACAGAUUAGAGAGACACAGCAGUACAUGGAGAAGUUGCACAACCAGGACAUGUGGGAUGCUAAAAAGUCCACAGCAAUCCAGCGGCUUACAAGUGCUCAUCGUGGGACUCUCAAGGUUUUGCGGGUUGUUGUUCUCCAGCUUUCAGAGCAGUGCAUGAGCCAGCUCCCGUCUCAUUGCAAAGAACUGAGCAGGCUUAUUUGCCAGCUAUCAUUGUGCUCAGCCAAGAUACAAGUUGAGUCGGGUUCGGCAAUGCCCGAGACUGCUGUCAACAUCUUGCAGAAACUAGAGCUUUUGGAUUCUGCCAUAAGUACACAGGAGCUGUUGCUGCAAAAAAAAAAGACGCAAAACCAAGCAAGUUCUUUACAGAAGAAGUCCACUAAUCACAGUGUAUCACCUACCAGAGCACCAAAGGGUCUAAACAGAGCACGUGGACCUCCUAAUGCCACAAAUCCCACAAGACGUAGCCACGUUUGUUCUCAGAGGAUGGCGGCACACAAACAAAGAGGACUACAGGGGCCGGCACAGCAGAAGGUGCAUAUAUCUGACAACGAGGGCAAAAAAGAGGGGGCGCUACAGCAUGAGAAGAACAAGUCUCCACAAAUGCUGGGCGAUCAAAAGCAGAAUGCACAUUUCAAGCAGCCCACCGUGUCUUCUCGGCUGCGGGUGAAUCAACCUCCACACAGGGAGCCGUCAGUGCCGUGGAUACCUGCAUCUUCUCACUCUCUUUCACCGCCACGCUCUCAUCAAAAGAUGUCCCCUGAGCCCAGAUGUUUCUGGUCUCCCGAAAAGCCCUCAUCAUCAACUCCUGUUGGGCAGAAAGUUGCCUUGGGGUCAGUAACAGUCAAAGAUGCUGACUUAAGCUUAGAAAAAAAAGAACAAGCCCAGAAUGAAGCAUUAAGAGGUGUUUGGCUGGAGAAGACAACAAUGCAGAGACUGAACGAGCUCAACCAGCUCAGUGAAGAGGAGGUUGAACGUAUUAGGAGAUUGAGGGCCGAGGUCAUCUCGCCAACACAGUGGGCCGAGAGAGCUGAGCAGCAGGCUCGAGAGAAGAUCCAGCCUCUUCUGGAUGAAGCUAAGCAUCUUGGCGAGUCCAGGAGCAGGAGCAGCGGAUCUCUGAGGAAUAAGCUGUCAGAGCAGGCUGCAAAGACGAUUGGAGAUAAUGCUGAGCAGCUGGGUGAAGUCCUACUGGAUGAAGUCUUAGAGGAUGCUGCACAGGCGGCAUGGACGCUCAAGAUAAGUGAAGAGUUGGAAGGCGUCAGCAGGAGGGUUAUGCAAGCCCCCACCCUGGAGAGUAUGCUGCUUCGCAUGGAGGAGAUACAGAAGGACCAAGAGGAAGUAAGGAGGCGCUUUACCUCUAUUGCCUAUUCAGAACCUGAUCAGUUGGAGCAGCGAGCAGGCUCUCAGGUCCAAGUUUCAGGCUCCAGGCCAAACACCCCACAGCCCAUUAGACUGACGAGGUUGGUGUUGAGGCAGCCUGAAGCAGCUGAUAUUGUUCUGGAGAAACCCGUGGAGACCGGCAUCCUCUCUGAGAGCAGCCUGACAGAGGAGGCGCCCCAAGACCAGCAGCCAGGAAACAGAGUUGUGAUAUUCCCUGGUCCCAAGGAGCAGAGCGCCAGGACGGUCAUCAGUGUGCCAGGUAGCAUGCUGAGAAGCAUCAGACGCUAUCGGGACCAGUACGAUACCUACCUGUGUGAUGUGGCACAUGACCCGGGCGGAGGAUUCAACUCCUGGUCCAUUGCAGACAGCCUGGCAGAGGAGUUGCUGUGGGAUGUUGUGGCCGACGUGGCAGCAGAGUUUCAGGACAUGAUGGAGGAAUGUGCGGAGGCCGUCUUCACCUCAGAGUUCCUGCAGAUGCUUCAGUCUCCUCCCGCCUCUUCUGCUGUGGCCAUCCAUUAACAUGAGACCGCAUCUUCAAGGACUUCUCACUCUUCUUCUUCUGCUCCAUCAGGUGUUUUUAUUCACUUGGAAUUUGACUUUGUACAAAGGACUUGGAGUUGAUGUUCUGUGAUCACCUCUUCUAACUGCUUUCUUCUUCUUGUUGAAAUAAAGCUGCAGCAGAGAAGUUUGCUUCACUGCUUCUCGUU
This is a messenger RNA of Nerophis lumbriciformis (worm pipefish), 3224 nucleotides long. RefSeq names its product KIAA0753 ortholog. Gene Ontology annotation, biological process: protein localization to centrosome; centriole replication. The record is from RefSeq and is a predicted model, not a curated record. Gene Ontology annotation, cellular component: centriolar satellite; microtubule organizing center. NCBI's taxonomy places the organism in Eukaryota, Metazoa, Chordata, Actinopteri, Syngnathiformes, Syngnathidae.